This is a messenger RNA of Pocillopora meandrina, 6680 nucleotides long. The record is from the annotation of a GenBank genome assembly. NCBI's taxonomy places the organism in Eukaryota, Metazoa, Cnidaria, Anthozoa, Scleractinia, Pocilloporidae.
CGCUAACCAGGAAGCUCUGGACGAAAGCGUAAGGAACGAAUAUGGCAAGGAUGAGAUCUAUUCUUGUUCUCAUCACGUAUGCGUCGAUUUUUCUUCACGUUUCUUGUGGAUGGAACACCUACACCUCCAGAUUCAAACAAUUUUCGCACAUCAAGAGUAAAACUCCAAGCGACGUGCAGGAACAAGCAGUGAGCGACUUGAUUGCUCGUCUGAUUCCAAAGUACGCCUCCAAGUUUGUCAUAAAGGUGAACUCUAGUCUCGGACCGCAUCGAGAUCUGGACACUUUUGAAUACGUCUCCGAUACCAAAGAAGGAAAACUUGUGAUAACUGGAACAACAGGAGUUGCAGCAGCUCUGGGAUUUCAGCACUUUCUCAAAUACAGCUGUCACGCUCAUGUCUCUUGGAGUGGUGAUCAGUUGAAGAUACCAGAACCUUUCCCUGUUGUGGAGCAACCUGUUACAGUUACCAGUCCAAACAGGUGUGUUAUGCCUAGCCCCACUCCUCAUGGGUUACUAUAGUACACUUACUGUGAAGAGACACACCUCAUUAGCUUUCAAACUGGGCCUUAAAUUCUUGUCACCUGUUUUCGAACAUUUUAAUGACAUUGUUAGCAAAAAUUUGUUAUUGGUGGACCAUAAGCUCACUGAUUUAGAUUACUGAGUAACAAUUAAAGUGGAAAGUAGCUCAUGUUGUAGACUGCCAGACUGCCGUGCGAGAGUACGAAGGUUUAAGCCCCGGGUCGGACCAACACUCUUAAAAUGACUGGGGAGAAUGUGUUGCCUUUGCUAUUACAUCUGCAAAUAGUUGGACAUUCCAGUAUUCUCGGAUAAGAACAAUAAACCGUAGGCCCUAUCUCCAGUCUCUUCUCCAUAACGGUUAGCAAGGCAUGUUAAGGAACCCAUGUUUUGUGGUGUUAACAUUUUAAAGUUCCCCCGUAUUAAAAUACUUUCUACGUAGAAAGAGGUGGGGCAUUGAAGGAAGGAAGGAUAAGUGCCUGGAUGUGAAAUAAACUCCUUUUCAUGUGGAUUUAAUUGAAUUAGAAAUAAAAAAUUAAUGAAACAUUACACCUUCCACACACUCAAAGUGCUAACCAGUAUAACAUCUUCAUAAUCAAUUUACUUUUGUCAGAUUUCGCUACUAUCAGAAUGUAUGCACUGUGAGCUACUCUUUUGUUUGGUGGAAUUGGACUCGGUGGGAACGCGAAUUAGACUGGAUGGCCAUGAAUGGCAUAAAUCUGCCAUUGGCAUUCAAUGGACAGGAAGCGAUGUGGCAAAAAGUAUAUCUGAGAGUGGGUCUCACUCAACAAGAGCUUGAUCAGCAUUUUGGGGGACCUGCCUUCCUGGCCUGGUAUGUGCACAGUUAAUUGGUGAUUCUUAAUAUUAGAACACAUUCACACAACUGUCUCUUUGUACAUAAAGCAGUCUUAGAAUUCUUGCCUUUCUAUGAAUAAGCACCUCUCUAACUGACCACAAUGUUAACUAAGCACCCCCCCUGAAUGAGCUGCUUCACACUUGUGCAUGUUUAUAGGCAAGAACUGCAGCGAGGGAUGUAUGACAUUGGUUACAUCUAUCACUUUCAUCUGGCUUUUUAAUAGUUACUGAUUAUUGCUCCUAACUACAUGCUAGGAAUAUGAGAGAAAUCUGUAAUCUCAAAAAAACAAAAAAAAACCAAUCAUAUUAAACCACAUUGUACAGAACAAGUACCAAAGCCACCCCCCUUACUGAGAUAAGGGUCUCCUUGAAUUAAUGAGCACUCCAAGUCUGAUCCUAAAUUAAAAACAGGAAGUAUGUUAGGUCCUAAUUCAAGGGUUCAUGGUACCUCCAUUCAGGGGACCAAACUUUUUUCUAGACUGAAGAAAAUGAUGCCCUUACAUUCUCUAAAUCUGUGUCUUGUGACACCUUUGGUCAGGAGAAAAUGUUUUCUUGCAUACAAAAGCUUCAGUGUACUUAGGCAAAUAUAGCUGUGGGACAGUUGAACAGAAAAUUUUAUGAUUUGAUUUUUAGUUAAAUUUUUAUGAGUGUUAAAUUUUUUGAAGUCGGUUUGUAGUUAUAAAUAAGAGCUUACUACAGAAACCCUCAAAUUUAAGCAGCAUAACAUCAGGUCAUGAUGUUAGUGAACAAAGGAAAACCAUAAUUUAGAUAAAACCCUUUAAAUAAAAACAACAAGAAGCAGUGAUAAUGAUACCAGAUCUACAAGUUGACUUAAUUACCCCAUUCACACCAAUUUGUUUUUCCUGAAAAAAGGUCUAUUUCUUUUCAUAGAAGGUGCUUACAAGGCACACUGAAUAGACAAAUUAGUGACUAAUUGAAUCCUGUGGGAAGUUCAGUUUUUCAGUUCUCUUUAUGAUUUUUAUUCAGUUAAAACCGGUUUAGCUAAACAUGUUUUGCUAGUUUGAAUAUGGUAUUAGUCUCACAGUAAUGAAAGGCAAAUGCCUUUAUUUUAAGCAUUUCACUGACACUGCACAGCCAGUUUAGGUUAAUGUGUUACUCUGUGACCUUGUUGCAGGGCAAGGAUGGGUAACCUGCGUGGUUGGGGAGGCCCUCUUCCUUCCUCAUGGCAUACAAAUCAGCUGGAGCUGCAGCACAAAAUCUUGGACAGGAUGCGAGCAUUUGGAAUGACACCUGUCCUGCCAGGUUUUGCAGGACAUGUUCCAGAAGGUUUGAUCAGAGUAUAUCCAAAGGCAAAUGUUUCAAGACUUUCUGAGUGGGGUCAUUUCAACAGUACCUUUUGCUGCACAUAUCUCUUGGAUCCAUCUGACCCUCUUUUUCAGGUAGGUGUCGCCUUCUAGUACUUCAAAUAAUGUUAUGUGUCUACAGAAGUAGUCUGUGUGUUAAGGCCCAAUGUUGUUUGUUGUAACAACACUUUACACCUUGUGGAAAAUGUUAAUGAUGGUGCACUGGUGGUAUCAAGUAACAUGUGUGUUCUGUACAUCCUUAAAAGUCAAAGGCCCAAUGUUGUUUGUUGUGACAAAAUUUCCACACCCCUGUGGAAGAUGUUAUAAUAGCUCAUGAGUGGUAUCAAAUAACAUGUGUUCUGUAUGUCAUUAAAAGUCUACAUACAGAAUCCAGACUUGCAUAUCUACACAGUUGCCUUAGCUUUUCUCAGUGUCUCUAGCACCUAAUCCUUUCUGUCCCAAAAGUGACUAGAAAUGAAUUUCUCCUUACAAUAUCAUUACAUUUUCAAGCAAAAGGGUAUUGAGAAGAGAGAAAGAUAUCAGUGGGUAUCAGUUUGAAUAAUUACAUAUGAGUUAUUUAUUGGACAGGAGGUCUAUAUAGGGUGAAACCGUGUCUAAGAUCUUCAGCUGAGGGCCUUUCUUAAGAGCAAGGUCAAAUUUUUUUCCCUUGUGUACAAACAUAGAAAUAUGAAAGAUGUUGUUUUUUCUCCUACUGGUUUGCUUUGGUUUUUCUGUACUCAUGGCAAACUAUGACUGUUUCAGAAAAUUGGGGGAUUCUUUAUCAAAGCACUGAUCUCAGAAUUUGGCACAGAUCAUAUCUACAAUGCUGAUACAUUCAAUGAGAUGACUCCACGAUCAAGUGACACUUCAUAUCUGUCUGGCGCCAGCAAAGCAGUGUAUGAAGGAAUGCUUGCUGGAGAUCCUAAUGCCACCUGGCUUAUGCAAGGCUGGCUUUUCCAGGACACAGGUUUUUGGAAGCCACCACAGAUCAAGGCAUUGUUACAAGGUAACAAAGUAGCAAUUGUUUUGUUUAAAAGGGGAAUAUACAUUAAAUGACAUGAACAUUGCACUUAUGAAAGGAAAGGCAAGGCUUUCAGAUAGAACAUAAACCUCUAUUGACUUGAUGUCUUCCUAAAAGAAAAAUUGUCAAUGAAAAAUCAAUUUGUGGAAAUGAUAAGUAUCUUAAAAUUAGUAGUUAGUACAUGAACAAAUUGUACACAGAUUAAAAGAUGCAACUUAAUUUUUUAACUCCGGACUGAGAUAAUUGAAUACUCAGCAGUGAGUAAUAUUAUAUACCUGUGGCAUGCAAUAUUAACUUUAUUUUCUAUCCUUUAAGGGGUGCCUCAAGGUAAAAUGAUUGUCCUAGAUUUAUAUGCAGACGUUCAUCCUGUUUGGCAAAGAACAGAGUCCUUUUAUGGACAGCCAUUCAUUUGGUGUAUGCUGCACAACUUUGGAGGAAAUAUUGGUUUCUAUGGCAAUUUCAUGAAUGUCACUACAGGUAUUAAAUGACAUAGAACAUGUUAUGGGGUUUAUGACAAGGAUAACCCUGAGGAUGAAGUAUUCCAGGGAAAUUCAGUUGGGAUAGUUUGACAUGCUUCUUAUCCUGUUUCAUCUUGCUUUUCAUAGGGAAUUUUUAUUGAUGGGGUAUUUAACUGGGAUAACCCUGGAAAUUCAACUGGUGGUGUGGGACAUGCAUCUUCAAACCUCCCAUCCUGUAUAAGACCCUAGACGAAAAAAAAUUAUGAAAACUUGCUGUUAUACCUAGUUACUCAAACUUUGUUUCCAGAGAGUAUACAAAAGCAGGUUUAACUGGUACAAUAUGAAAUGAAAUUAGGGUAAGAACUUGCCUUCAGGAUUGAACAACAGAAAAGUAGUUAACAUGGUGGGUACCUGAACUACUGAUGUACAAUGUGAGCUAUGAUGGUAACAGAUGAAAAAACUAGAGUUAUUUUCACAUUGAUGAAACCUUGGUGAGAACAUUAAUUGGUAACUGUUACUUGAAGUGCUUUUUCUUGGCAAUCAUAAUUAUUAUGAUGAAACAGUUAAGUUUUAUGUUCAUUUAUGAUCACUCAUUCUUGACAACUUGCUGUAUUUAUCAGAUACUGGUGUGCCUGUGAAUCACUGUAAAACCAUUGUACUAGUUCUUCUCUCUCUUUGCCCUUGUCUGCAGUUUUUUUUUUCAAUUUUUUUGUUUUGCCAGGACCAGUCAAUGCUCAAACACAUAAAGGCUCCACCAUGAUUGGGACUGGGUUAACACCUGAAGGAAUUGAACAAAAUGAUGUUGUCUAUGAGCUUAUGAAUGAGAUGGGCUGGAGAUCUGAAGCAGUGGACAUUCCCUCCUGGGUGAAGGAGUACUCCUACAGGAGAUAUGGUGGCACAACUAACUUCUCACUAAAUGCUUGGAAGCUGCUAACACAGAGUGUUUACAACUGCAGUGAUAGACAUCCAGAUCAUGUUCGUUCUGUCAUUGUGAAUCGGCCAUCACUCGACAUGAGAUUCAACCUGUGGUACAAGCCUGAAGAUGUGUGGAGUGCAUGGGAUGCAAUGAUACUGACAGCAGAAACCUUUAAUUCAGUGGAACCAUUUAGGUGAUAUUGCAUUAAUUUUUGCUUAGAUCACUUGUACAGUGGUCUUGAUGUAUGCAGCUCUGCCACAGUGCAUACAACUUCAACUUGAAUCUAUCAGGAAUCCAAUUUAUUGAUGCUCAUGUGAAACAAAGUUAGAAUCCACUUUAUUUGCUUAUUCACAAGCACAAAGAUCCAGUAGAUUGAUUGUGUGUAAAUAACAAGCAUUUUACACUCACCUGAGUGUAUUUUUAUUACAUGCAUUUCCAGUAGUAUAGUUAAAAAUAUGAGUAAAUUUUUAAAAGACAACAAAAUUGCAUUCAGGAGCCCAUAGAGCAAGUGCAAUUUGUUGGAGUCAUCUUUUGUCAUAAGCUUUUAGUUGUUCAUUGUGCAGGAAGUAACGCCUCAAAAAAAAAAAAAAAAAAAAAAAUGCAGGUAAAAGUUUCGACACUAUUUUUCUCCAUGGUCAGAACAUACCUGUACCAACAUCAGGCUACAAUUCCAUUCAAAGAUAUUUUAUAUUUGCUAGCAUAGCAGCACCUGUAACCAUAGUUUACCUUUUCACUCUUUUUAGAUAUGACCUAGUGGAUGUAACUCGACAGUCCCUGCAACUGAUUGCCAUCACCAACUAUGAUGACAUGAUUGCUGGCUUCAAGGCCAACUCAACAUCUGCAGUGCAGGCUGCUGCUGCCAAGUUAUAUGAAGUAUUUGUGGACAUGGAUGCAAUUCUGUCAUCCAAUCAAUACUUCCUCCUUGGACAUUGGCUCAACAGUGCAAAGGCCCUUGCAACAAACUCUCAGGAGAAAGAAUUGUAUGAGUACAACGCUCGUAACCAGGUUACUCUGUGGGGUCCUCGUGGGAAUAUCGAUGACUAUGCUAAUAAGAUGUGGGGUGGACUGGUGAAUACUUAUUAUAAACCACGCUGGGAGCUAUUUGAGUCGUACCUUGUUGAUGCAAUUUCAAAUGGAACUAAGUUUAAGCCUGAUAAGUUUAAUGCAGCUGUUUUAGAUCACGAAACAAAGUGGACACAGGGUACAGCAUCCUUUCCAGAUGCUCCUGUUGGUGACACUUUGACCAUUGCAAAAAAGUUGCAUGGAAAAUACAGGCCCAAGAAUGAUCAAUUUUUUUGUUGCUCUGUGAACAUCUAAGGCACAUUAACGACGAUGGAAGACAACUGAAUGAUUCAUACACUUGCAAAGUAUUGAUUGUUUCUAGCGCAGUUUGGUACUGUAGUGAAGGACUACAAUACACAAACAUGCCCAAUAUGAAGUUCAUUAUAUAUAUAUAUACAUGACUGAAAGCAAUUUUCUGAAAAGAAACUUAAUUACUUUCAGUGGAAAGUAGAUUAUGAUAAAAUGUGAAGUCACAAAAAUUUUUACAGAGUGGUCAAAGAAGAAAUAUAUACGCAAGGUUUUCCCAGAGUUUUUUUAAGAAAAGUACUU